AUGUGGCACCUCCCUCUGCGGUUGGUUCAGCGGUCCUGGGCGUCGCCUCCCCUUCCAGGGACUGUGCCGGGACCCCCGUUCCACAUCGACGGCCCCUGCGUCUCGGUUCUGCGCUGGGACUUCGCCGCUGGCUGGCAGAUCCCUCUAACCAAAAAGUUUGAUAAUGAUAAAGACUACGAAAACUACACCACAACGUUUGCAGUAUUCUUACCUGCCAAAGUUAAAAAAGCUGAACUGACGUUGAAGAAGAAGAAGAAUAUAGCCUGGUCCACAUUAGACCUACUGUCCAGUCUAUUUGUGAAUCGUGAAUAUCCAUGGAAGGGUUUCUACAGAUAUCAAGCCCCUCUCCCUGCAGCCACUCCUGCCAGACCCCCUACUUUCUCAGGACGGGACUUCAUUACCAAACACAGGAUUGCUCUAGAAACUCGCCUGGGAAUCUUGCAGCCCAUUCUCUCGCAUCUGGAGGAUCAGAAAGUUCUGAAUGCUGAGGAGAAGGAGGAGGUGGUCAGUAAAUCCACCAAGACCCUACAGAACCAAGCCCUGCUGGACAUGGUUGUGAGGAAGGGGGCUCGCGCCCAGGAACACUUCUACCAGGUCCUGAAGAAAGUAAAUCCCUACCUGGUCGAAGACCUGGAAGAGCAGACAGUCUGAGACAGGUAGCCAUGGAUACCACCUCACAACCUCAGAAGAUAUAAUAUCACUAUACUAAUAAAUGAUCUGAGAGAGACAGACAGACAGAGGUAGCCAUGGAUACCACCUCACAACCUCAGACGAUAUCAAAACAUUUAUCAGAGACAGAGAGCAGUACUUUGAGGAGGAGCCAUCCUGACCAGAGGUGGUUGGUGUGUAACGUGAUUGGACCCCAUUCUCACCGGCACUCCCAUCAGUCUGUAGUUUACUAUACAAGCCCCAGGUCUCAGGCAAGGUGACAUCACUGUGAGGCUACUGUCUACCACACAACCUACCUGUGUUACUCUGGUACACUGGCUGCAGACUACAAGAUCAGGGACUAUGAUGUUUUUAAUAGUAAUAAAAUACAUUAUUUUAAAUUACUGAGUAUGUUUACAUGCACAGUAAUAUAAUUAAUAGUAAUAUAUUAAUCUGACUAUCCAGCAUGUAACCAUACUCACUGUAGUGCAU
This is a messenger RNA of Coregonus clupeaformis (lake whitefish), 1140 nucleotides long. RefSeq lists its product as uncharacterized. Gene Ontology annotation, cellular component: canonical inflammasome complex. Gene Ontology annotation, biological process: regulation of apoptotic process. The transcript is spliced from 3 exons. Bases 1 to 651 code for a protein of 216 amino acids. Lineage: Eukaryota; Metazoa; Chordata; Actinopteri; Salmoniformes; Salmonidae. The record is from RefSeq and is a predicted model, not a curated record.